AUGGUGCGGUCCAUGGGGUCACAAAGAAUCAGACAUGACUUAGCGACUGAACAACAACAAGGUUGUUGUUGGUGGUUUGGUUGCUCCCCAAACCAAAAAUCUCAAACUUUGUCCAUGGGACUUUGUGAUGAGCUUCAGCACCUUGGGAUACUUGAAGCUUUUCUCACUUCUAUGCUAACAGAAGCUGCAAGCCCACAUGACAAGAUACUCCACAUCCUGAGGGACCAGGUGUACCCAAAACUCUCUGAAGGAAGCCAGAAUAAAGGAAUGAUGCCCCAUGGAGGGGAGGGUGUCCUGGGACCCAAACUGUGUCUGCCAAGGAGCACCCUGGAGCUCUGUUUGAGUUUUGUUUUGUUUUGUUUUUUUCUUUCUAAACUGUGGGGUAGGCAGAAGUCAGGGUUAAUUCACCCUGCUUCCCAGAUGUGGAAAGUGAGACCUGGAGAGAUGAAUGACUCACCAGAGAGGGCAGAGGAGUUAGAAAUAAAAUCAUGUUACAGUUUCUAUUUUGGGGCAGCAGUCACUAAGUGA
Molecule: messenger RNA, 528 nt
Organism: Rangifer tarandus platyrhynchus (Svalbard reindeer)
Lineage: Eukaryota; Metazoa; Chordata; Mammalia; Artiodactyla; Cervidae
Source: the annotation of a GenBank genome assembly